AUGGCCACGCACUACAUUGAAAAUGGAAGUAGUGGCAGUCAAUAUUACUUUGAUGCUAAUAAUGCUGCCACUACGUCGCAAUCACAACGAACAACACAAGAUCAAACUUAUUCAUCGCCUGUAGCAAUAACGACAACAGUAGGUCAAUCAGAAUAUUCAUCUCAACCUGCUGGAGUUGCCGCAAUUCGCUCUCAACAUCAACAAGUUCGAUCAGAUCGAACCACUUAUAAUGAAAAUGAUCUCUAUCAAUAUCCACAACAACAUCAAUCAGUAGCAGGAUUUACUAAAAGUGUAACUCAACAGCAGUAUCAAUCAUCACCCUCGCCUGCACCACAAGUCAGAGCGACGGUAAGAUCAGUAAACAGUCAAGAGCAACAAUUUUCUUCAUCGAACCAAUAUCAACAGCAACAGCAACAGUAUCAUCAACCACAACAAAGACAACAACAAGCUUAUACAAGCUAUGAACAACAAGGUCAGUCUCAAUCUCCACAAGUUUCACCACAGCAACGACAACAGCAACAUUCAUAUGCUACAUAUGAACAACAAGGUGCGCCUCAUUCUCCACAGACUUCACCUCAACAACGGCAACAACAACAACAGCAACAUUCUUAUGCAAAUUAUGAACAACAAGGCGCAUCACAAUCUCCACAAAUUUCGCCUCAUCAACGUCAACAACAACCAUCACAACACUCGUAUUCAACCUACGAUCAACAAGGUACACCUCAAUCUCCUCAAAUAUCUUCUCAACUUCAUCAGCAAUAUCAACAUGAUUCUCGUCAACAAGUAGGACAAUCAACAAACACCUCAGGCAAUUAUCAAACACCAGGUUCUAGUCAAUAUACACAGAAGACACUGGAUCAGCGAACGGAAAGUCCAUCUCGAGGUCAUGAUCAACAUGUGCAGGGACAACAUGUACCAGUGCGAACAGUGUCAAGUAGUUCGCAUCAGCAACAACAAUCGUAUUCAACCUCUCAAUCAUCUCCUCAACCAACUCAACAACAUCAAGAUCAACUACAACAAUACUACAGUCAACUAACUCCCGAACAAUAUCAGCAACUGUUACGUCAGCAACAGAUUCAGAGACAACAACAAGAUGAAUUAAGACGACAACAGAUCGCUCAACAACAAUAUUAUUUACAACAACAACAACAACAACAACAAGAACAACAGCAACAGCAACGUACAGAUCAACACUAUCAAUCAGUUCGAUCAAAUCAAGAUCCUCAACGCUAUGAUGAGCAUCAACAACAGCGACGAGUUCAUCAAGUUUCUUCCAAUCAAGAUCAACAAUAUCGCCAACAAGGUCAAGAUCAAUACGAUCCAUACCAAGAACGAUCGCAACAAGUUCAAAGUAACGUUUCAUCUCACAACAGUCAAGAUUCUUACCGUCAACAACAACAACAUUACGAUCAACAAAAUCCGUUGGAUGCUUACUACGAACAACAACGUCGUGCUGCUGCUCAGCAAUCUUCGUCAUCUUCGACCUACCAACAAGAGCAGUACCAUUCGACAGCAUCUAGCGGACAACAACAACAUCAUCAAGACGAACAAGACUACUAUGCAGCACAGUUAGCUCGCCAACAAGAACAAGCCGCUCAGCUCGAAGCAGCUCAACGACAACAAGCAUUGCAAAGAGCGCAACAACAACAACAACAAACACAAAUUAUCGAAGCCCAACAGCCAGCGCCACCGGGCUUGAUGAACAAAUUCACUGGCCCAACAAAAAUUCCCACAUAUGAUCCCAAACAAAAAACGACGACUACACGACAUUUUUCAAGUUCGAACUAUUCAUCAACAACAAGUGGUGGUCAAACAACCUCAAGCACAACUCGAGCGUCAUCUUCACAUACAAUGACAUACUCAGCACUACCUAAACCUCAAGAGCCACCUGUGAAUAGUGCUGAAUAUUAUCGAUUGAUGCAAGAAGGAGCUAUCAGUAAUACAUCGUCAAAUAUUCAACAAUCAGCUGCUCCACCACAUAUUCAAGGUCCUGCACCUGGCUUUGGUGCAUUACGUGACCGCUUCAAACGCGGAUCACUUUCUGAAAGUACGAACUCACCACAGGAUAUACGUCGACAACAUCAAGCAACUACAAGCAACACUGGAUUAUCAUCACUACGCGAUCAUUACAUGAAUCAGGCGAAAGAAUCGGGUCAACAUCAAGAAGAAUCACUCUCACAGCGAAUUCAACAUGUCUCUCGAUCAAUCGUUGGUGAAGAUUUACCUAGCUCACAAUCGCCUCAACAACAGCAACAACUACCCGCCGCACCUCCUUCAACACCACAAGUAUCUCAACAAGAGGAAGCACCCACGCCCAGUCAAAUUACUGACGAUCAACCAGUGUCCUCCGAAGGUGCCGUAGCUGAUGGUAGUUCAUUAUCAGGUGCCUCCUCACUUGAAAAUGAUCCUACUCUGACUGCAGCAGAUGCUCCACCAGUCGAAGAAACAUCUUCAACCUAA
Molecule: messenger RNA, 2460 nt
Organism: Adineta ricciae
Lineage: Eukaryota; Metazoa; Rotifera; Eurotatoria; Adinetida; Adinetidae
Source: the annotation of a GenBank genome assembly